Molecule: messenger RNA, 939 nt
Organism: Botrytis byssoidea
Lineage: Eukaryota; Fungi; Ascomycota; Leotiomycetes; Helotiales; Sclerotiniaceae
Exons: 2
Coding region: 1-663 (220 amino acids)
Biological process (GO): N-acetylglucosamine metabolic process
Cellular component (GO): cytoplasm
Source: RefSeq, a predicted model, not a curated record
AUGGGUAGCAUAACCCCCACCCCCUGUCCCACCCACCACUACUGGCAAACCAACAUCCCCUCCACAGCGCACACCGCGCACUGUCCGCCGGCCCUGCAAUCCCUCUCCGAAAAAGACAUCCACAUCCUGCUGACGCCCGACUCCGCCGCGCGCUCGCUCAGCUGGCCCGCCGUCCGCGACCUGAUCCGCACCAACCGGCUCGAUCUCUUCCAGCGCAAACCCUCGCAGCUGCGCAAAUAUCUUGAAUACUGCUACGCCAUCAAGCAAACCCACGGCUCCAUGAUGCGCUUUAUCCUCGACGAGAAACUGCAGUGGCACGAAUCCGAUUUGUGCGCGCGCCAUGCCCCGUUUCGGAAUGCGCAUGAAUAUAAAAUUUUAAUCAAUGAUUGGCCCUAUGGUAUUGAUGAGAAAAUCGUCCAUUUGGUCGUGUGGACGAAAUUCGCGCUGGAGGAUGAUCUAGAGACUGGGGAUACGAGGGAUGAUGUGAAGAGGGAAAUUCAGACGUGGGUGGAUCGCAUGUUUGGAGAGAAGUGUGGGCGUGAGAAUGUAAUUUGGUUCAGGAAUUGGCGAAGCUUGAAAUCGAUACAUGCGGUAGAGCAUUUCCACGUUAUGCUAUAUGACCCGGCUCCUGAAUUUGUGAAGAAAGUGACGGGAAUUAUUUGAACCUUGAGAAGCAGUGAAGUUGCAGUGAAGUUAAACACUAAAAGAAUAGAUUAAUCAUGGGCGGAGUUGAGAAUAAUGGUUACGGCGUUCACUCACAGAAUGGUAUUUAAUAAAGUGGCUCGGGUAGGUUAUAGAAUAAUCAGAUAAUAAACAUAAUAGUAAUUAGAAUAAUCAUAAACAAUUACAAGAAGAUGGUUUGACUCAUAGUCGUGGAUACACAAAUAGCUGAGAUUGUAUUUUCUAUUUUGUGACCUAUUCACAGCCUGGUGACGACCA